AUGAAUCAAUACUCUGAUUGGGAUCAAACUGUAUUGAAAAAUGAAGCAGCCUUAGAUAAUUAUUUAGAAUAUGAUGAUAUUGAAGAUUUAUUCAAUCAGACGUUAAGUGGAAUUCAAGAUUUGGAUGUUCCAACAGGAUUUGUCAAUGAAUUAUCCAAUAACAACCAAACUCAUUUCAAUAGUUUGAGUUUAUCCCAUGGUGCUAGUAAUUCCAUGAAUUUUUACCAUCAAAAAGGUCAUAGUAGGAAGAUUAGUGGUACAGCAAUCUUCGGUUUUGACAAUCAUACAAGAGAAUUAUCAAUUGAUAUAAAUGACAAAGAUAAGUCUAUAUCACCAGUACAAUUAUUAAGAACAGUUCAACAUUCCAAUAGCAAUUCAUUAUCGAAUAGUCAACAGCCAUCAUUGAAUCGUCCUGGAUCAGCUUCAAUUACAGGCUCACCAUCACCCAAAUUGACUGGAAUCAAAGAAGAACCAAAAAAGAAAACCGAUUAUAUUGUUACUAAUACUAAUCCCAAAUCUUACAAAUUUCCUCCAUCACCUUCACCCACACCUUCGAAUUUACCCAUGAGAACGGGGACUCCAAGGGUUUCUUAUAGUGCCAAAUAUUUACAAGAGUUAGGAAGAAUUAACAGUAAUAGUAAGUCACCAGUUUAUGCUGAUGAUAUUGAACCAUUAUUGGAAAAGCCGCAUAGUGACUAUGAAUUGAAAUAUGUACCCAUUCCAAUUAAUGAACCAAUAAGUAAUCCCCAAAGUCGUCAACUGUCACCACAACAAGCUCAACAAAUUCAAAGAAUACAGAGAGAAGGUCAAAGGAUACAAGGACAACAAAAAAUACAGCAUAAUCUUCAAAAUUUCAAUACUUAUUUACCUCCUCCUUCACCACCCACAUUAAGUCACGGAUCACCCGAACAGUCAUCACCUGAACCACAAUCUUACAACGGAGAUUCUCCCCAACACCUUACUUCAUCGCCAGGUCAUGAAGAAAAUUUAUUUUACAAUCCCCAAUUUUUCUCUGAUGACAAUCAAUUUUUCCCAUCAGAUUAUUCUUCACCUUCCAAAUCAAUUAAUUCUUCACCUAUAAAGAAUUACUAUUCAUCACCAUUGAGGAAUAUUAAUGAUUAUGACGAGACCGUUGAUGCUGACAACACAAUCCCCCAAAUGACACCUUUAAAACCUACACAACCCAUAACACCUUCAAGAAAUAAAGUAAUUCUUGAAUGGAGUCCAAUAGUAUCACCAAAUGCUAAAUCAAAUAAAGAUGUGAAAUUAGCUAUUAGACAAAGUUCAGCCAAGAAAAGAAUUAAAAAGACAUCUUUAUUACCCCCAGGAGAGUUGGACAAGUAUUGGGAAGGUCCCAAUGAAGAAAAGUUUUUCAUCUGUACUUAUAAAGACUGUGGAAAAAAAUUUACCCGAAGAUAUAAUGUAAGAUCACACAUUCAAACUCAUUUAAGUGAUAGACCUUUCAGUUGUGCUUAUUGUCCUAAGAAAUUUGUCAGACAACAUGAUUUGAAUCGUCAUGUUAAGGGACAUUUAGAAUCAAGACCUUGUGAAUGUCCUUGUGGUAAACAAUUUGCUAGAGUGGAUGCUAUGAGAAAGCAUAGAAUAAGGAAUAUCUGUGAAGGAGGAAUACAACUCAAUCUGAAUGAAGUUGCUCAAUUACCUUUAGGUAAUGUCGAAUAUUCAAGUCCCAUCAAAUACGAGAAUAAUUUAUUGGGCCAUGUAGGGGAACUUGGUGGUUUUUAA
Messenger RNA from Yamadazyma jaroonii, 1743 nucleotides. Lineage: Eukaryota; Fungi; Ascomycota; Pichiomycetes; Serinales; Debaryomycetaceae. The record is from the annotation of a GenBank genome assembly.